Molecule: messenger RNA, 5472 nt
Organism: Neospora caninum
Lineage: Eukaryota; Apicomplexa; Conoidasida; Eucoccidiorida; Sarcocystidae
Product: putative kinesin heavy chain
Exons: 21
Coding region: 1-5472 (1823 amino acids)
Biological process (GO): microtubule-based movement
Molecular function (GO): microtubule binding; ATP binding; microtubule motor activity
Source: RefSeq, a predicted model, not a curated record
AUGGACGGGAAGGGCAAAGACUCGAGCGGGCCAGCUCUUCUGGAUGGCAGGAACAUGGACGACCUCGUCGGUUUAGAGGACAACAAGGAGGAGAGCAUUCGAGUCUGCACUCGUAUGCGUCCCCUCUUCCCUAAGGAGGUCGAGGCUCGGCACGUGAAAGCAUGGAAGGUCGACCGGAACACUUUGGAUCUCGUUGUGGAGCCUCCUUCGCAACUGGAGAUGGAAGAGAGCCGCUAUGCAGCUGCAGGAAAAUCCGUGGCUGGGACGAUGAAGAAAGCUGUGGAGAAGACACAAGGGCAGAAAGACAUUAUUCAGAGACACUUCGUUUUUGACCGCUGCUUCGAUGACAACACUCACAACGCUGAGGUCUUCGACUAUGUUGCGAAGGAUAUCGUUCUGGAUUGUUUCAAAGGGAUUAACGGAUGCGUUUUUGCCUACGGACAGACAGGUUCUGGAAAGACGCACUCGAUUAUGGGAGUUGCUGACGACCCUGGUAUUCUGCCGCGAUCGCUUGCCGAGUUUUUCGACUGCGUCACGGAUCCCUCUUUGCUGAAGGAGGAAGAACGGGAAAUGAAGAGACAACAGGGCGAGGAAGGCGAAUCGAAUGGAAAAGAAGAUCGGGACGAAGCUGAAUCUGAAAAUGAGAACACGGAAUAUCUGAUGCGUGUUUCGUACGUCGAAAUCUACCUGGAGAGGGUGAACGAUUUGCUGCAAGAAUCGCCCAAGGGCGGAGCCGUCGAGAAUCUGGAAGUUAAGGAAGACCCGAAGAGAGGGUUUGUCGUUGUCGGUCUGCACGAGGAGACAGUGGCCACAAUGGAGGAAGCAAUGAGUUUAAUUGCUAAGGCUGAGCAGAGAAGACAUUUUGCGCGGACGAACUUCAACGAGACGUCGUCCCGGUCUCACGUCGUUUUCUCCAUCACCCUCGAGUCCACACGCACGUUCGAGGACGGCUCGAAUGUAAGCCGACGAGGAGAGCUGAAGAUCGUCGACCUGGCAGGAAAUGAGAAGGCUGGUCGCGCGUCGGAGGGCGUCGAGAACGCGAAGCUUGUUAUGGAAGAAGGCAAAGCCAUCAACAAGUCCCUUUUCCUCUUGUCCGAGGUCAUUUCGAAGUUGUCCAAACAAGCUCAGCUGCAGGCUGAAGGGAAACAGAAGAAGGGAGACAAGGAAGUGUACAUUCCAUGGAGAGACUCAAAACUCACAAGGCUGCUGCAGAAAGCUCUCGGAGGCAACAGUCGGGCGUCUGUGCUGGUUGCCGUCCAUCCUUCGAACAUGUAUCUCGACACUUCCUUUUCGACUCUUCGAUUCGCGCUCAAGUGCAAAUCCAUUAAAAAGAAAGUCAGCGCCAACUUCUUCUCUCCGGAACAAUCUCUCAUCGCUCAACAGAAAAAGCUGAUUCUAAGAUUGCAGUCGCAGCUGAAGGCCUUGGCAGGCGCAGGCCUGUUCGAUCACUUGCCUCAACGUGCCGCACAAAGCCCGGAAAACAACGAAGAGGUUCAACAACUGAAGUUCCCCGACGCUGGGCCCUUGGCUUCGUUUUGGAUGUUCUUGUUUCAGGUCGACUUGGAGAAAAAGAUCAACAAAUUCCAGCAGUUCAUCAUGAAGGCCACGAAGCCCUCUCAAGGCAUCUCGGGAUUUGAAGGGUUCCGCCGUCUGGACACCCUGGCGGCGGCGAAGCAGAACCUCCGCACCAUCGACAAACUGAACAGCGGUGACAUCUACUCCGGCGAUGGCGCGGGAGUCAGCCUGACGAAGGCGUUUGGGUUCCUCGCCAGGAAGCAAGCGAGCAGGCUGAGUCGCGGCGGAACGGACUCCGAGUCGUACGGAUCCCUUUCUCUCGGGCAUCUGGACACAAUCGAGCCGGCCAUUGACGCAACGGUGCAAGAACUGGAAGACAUCGACGACCGCUACGAAGAGGCGGCGUCGUCCUCGGGCGAGGAGGGCGAGGAGGGAGGUCUUUCGGAGUCGGAGGCGCGCAUGAAGAAUGUCGACUGGGACGUGGACGCGGAGGAGGCCCCAGACCGGUCGCCCGCGAGGGUCAGGCUCGCGCUCAGCGACGAAGAGAGCUGCGAGGAGAAGGCGCGAAAGGACGACUCGGCGCCUUCCUCCAGAGGGGUAUCGCCGAGCCCUGAGCGCACCGAGAAGGCCGCUUCCAGUGCGGAGGCGGCGAAGAACGAAGUGCACCAUGCGACGGGGAAGAAGGGCGAGGGGAAAGUGAAGGCGACGGUCCGGAUUGUGGACGACGUAGUUCAAGUCGAAGACGUGGACCAGGCGUCGAGCCCAAGUCGCGUCAGCUUCGCCGGCGAGAAGAAAAAGGCUGCGGGCGAGGGCAUGAAGAAGUCUGCGUUGAAGAAGAGAAGCGAAAGCCCCGAAGGCAUCGAAGAGGCAGGCGCCGAGCUCGCUCGCGGCGUGUCCGUGGCGAAGCCCUCGCCGAAAUCCGCGCUGAAGAACCCGAAGAAGAAAGUGUCAAAGAAAAAGAUCGGGAAGUCAAAGCCCUCGACCGAAGUUUCGGAGAAAGUCGACAAGGCGGACGGCGAGGCCAGCGCGGCGUCGGAAGGCCUCGUCGACGAAGGCGAGGAAGACUUUGACGAUUCCGAGGAGAAGGAACAGCUGAAGGAAGACAAAAUGAAGAUGGAGGGAAAGGUCGUGCGCUUGCGGAGCGAAAAGAAAGUGCUGCUCGAAAAGCUGAAGAAGGCAAAGGCUCUCGGUCUCGAGGCCGUCUCCAGACUGACGUUCCGCUUCAAGACGGAGCACGAGUCCGUGAAGAAACUGCAGCAGCGCGUCCAGGACCUCAACCUCCAAGCGCGGUACAGCUCGGCGAUCCUCAACAAGUUGGGUCUCUCCGUUCUUUUCACCGCGAGCGUGCCGGCGGUCGAAAACCGCCCCAACAUGAAGCUGCAAAGCUCUUCUGCGUCGUUGCCGGAGAUCGACGACGACGAACAGCUGACUGACGCGCAAAAGAAGCUGUUCGAACGCACCACGCGAUUCGCGGAUUUCAUCAAGGCCUUCCAAGAGCAAGGCAUGCUGCCCGCGGAUAAGAUGGCGGCGGCCGGGAGAGGAUUCUCAGGAGAACUCGCAGCUGACUACUUCGACUUCAGUUCCUCUUCGGACGCCUUCAAAGGCCUCAUGUUCCCCGACAUCGAUCAAGUCAAGCCCCUCGCCUACGCGAUGAUCAACGACGUCCUUGCGCGUUUGAUGGUCAUGCAAGCCCAGGCCUCUCGAGGCCUCGUGGACGACGACACGGCGGUGGCUGAACACAGUCGACUUCUUGAGAACACUUUAAGCAUCAUGCGGGGGGAAGGGAUUCCCACUGCGCGCAGCACCCCCUCGGAACACGCCGAAGACAAACAGACACUGGAGCAGGUCGAGGAAGUUCUGGGGCUCGUCCCGAGCGCCAAGGUGCCCAGAGAGGACGGCGCGCCGGUCCUUGAGAGUAAAAUCAGCGAGGCGGACGAAGUCGAGCUGCAGACCAAUGAGGAGAAAAGGCAGAGAAUCGCGGAGAGUGUCCUGUCCUUGUUGACACCAUGGGAGCAAAACAUGCUCGCGAUGCUGUACGAGCAGCAGGAGAUGCGCCGGGCGCUCGGCGAGUUGAGAGACCACUUCUUCAACAAACUGAGGGAAAUGCAGCUGCGAUUCAAACGGGCCAUGCUGGAGAGGGUGGAGUUCUCGGACCACUGCGAACGCCUGCUGGGGGCGUUGAUGGACUUCAAGGCGGAGCUCCAGCGUCGCCAGGAGAAGAAGACCGUCGAGGAAGACACGAACGCGAAAUUCGGGAAGUUGAUGAGCAAGAUCGAAGAAAUCUCGAUCCAACUCUCUGAGCGGAACGUGGACUACCGCCUUCUCACCAGCGAAUACAAGGAGUUGAUGAAGCGAAACGAUUCCCUGAGGAAUCUGGUGGACAAGCUGAAGGUGGAGAAAGCCACGCUGCUUUUGGCACCCCAGUCCCUCCCGCAUUUCGAGGAAAUUAACUCGUCGACUGCGGAUUCGACCCUGCGCUCCCUGGGCUACGACGUCUGCAUUCUCCAACGCUACGGCUCUCGACUUUUGGUGGAGGUCGAGGAGGCUCGCGCGGCCGAAGCGGAGCUCCGCAAACUCAACGCCAAGCUGUACACCGAGCUCGCUGCGGCAAACGACUGCGUCAACGAUCUCAAGACCCACAUUAAUCUCGCAAACACUGUGCACACGCGCACUGUCUCCGGUCUUAAGACUCAGCUGGUCGAUCUCCAAGACGAACUCACAGAGAAGAACGCGCACAUCGACGAGCUUCAAGAUGAGCUGGCGGCGCUUCGCGAGCGCGUGGCCGCGCUCGAGAGCGCCCAGCGGGGACCCGCGGAAGAGGCCGCGCAGCUUCAGUCCCAGCUUUCGUCGGGCUCCACCAUCACCAAAGGUUCCAACUCGAUGCAAGGCAAGGAGGCGGUGACAUCCGACAAGGAAGAGGCGCGGUCGGCCAGCGACUCGGACGCGCACGGUCGAGACGAGAAGAAAAAGAAGGCGAAGAAAGGGGACGGAGCGAAGGCCAAAAGCAAGACGAAGGCAGCGGGCGGAAAGAAGACACGUAAGCCGGCAGCCCCAACGUCACUGCAGGUCGCGGCCGUGGGUCGCGCCGCGCCGGUCCUCGUGUGCGGCGCCCCUAGUUUCGCGUCCCGUCAGGGUUUCGCGUUCUUCCCCCGUUUCCCCCGCGAGUGGCAGCGUCUUCUCCCCGUCGCCGCAAAGUCCGUGACUCCUUUCUCCCGCUCCAUUUCUCUCGCUCUGGGUCCUUGGCCCCUCGGCUUCUUCUCAUUUCGCCCCAUUCAGCCUUCCGCGUGUCUUCGCCGCGUGCGUGCCCCUUGCACAAUUCCGUUCACAUGCCCCGCGACCGUUCGCGCCGCGGAGCGUGGCCCCCGUGCCUCCGCGACUUUGCCUCCUGUCCACCUGCUCGCGUUCCGUUUUUUCCAUGCGCUGUGUGGUUUCCCCGCCUCUUUCUGCCUCCCAGGAACCGCCAGCGCCUCACCCAGCCGCUCGGCGACCGCUGCACGGUCUGCCUCGAGUCGCCAAGCCUCUCCGGCCGCGCGCGGUCGAGUCGGCAACCCCGCGCCUGCUGCGCCGACGCCGGCGACUGCCAAGACCGCGAAGGCUCGCCCGGCAGGCACGCGGGCCGUGCCGGGGACGCUGACUGCCAAGAAGGCUGCGAGUCCGGCUUCGCCGUCGCAUGUGGACAGGGACAGUGGGGCGAGGGCGGAGCCUGCGAAACCCAAGGCGGCGGAGAAACCUGCCGUGGCAGCCCCUGUGAGUGCGCCUUCGUCGCCGGCGAACGUGAAGGCGCCGCCAAGUCCGGCAGCGCCUGCGCCCGCCCCGCAAACCCAGGCGGCCGAGCCGGUUCCGCCCGCACCUGUCGUCACCGUCGCGAAGGCGCCUGCGUUCACGGGAGAUCCCAGAGACAAAGGGUUUGGCAACAUGGCCGCGGCGUUGGUGAGACGACGCCCCGCCGCUUCCUAA